UAGGCAAUCAAGGGAAAGGUCCUCUUGCUAGGUCCAAGCAAAAGGCUGGAGGAGGGAGGCCUCUUUAGGAUGGCACCUAUUGUCAAGACUGAGAACGCGAGAGAGAGAGGGAAAGGCUACCUCAGGACGCGCCUAGAGAUGCCUAGAAAACAGGUGGAACUCGAGAACUUUGGCAUUUCCAAGCUGGUGUACUUGUACAGAUGCGCUAGGGAGUUCAGUACUAGGACUACGCGGAAGACGCUGAAGCCGAUGUUAGCAACAGUGAUCAGGAAAAGAAGGGGGGUGAACAUCAGGCUGAAGCUGAAUGUAGGGGUGAAGUAUAACCACCGCCUGAGGAAGAAGAAGAUUCAUGAAGUGACAGUGCAGUACAUGGACAGAUGUACGAUCCACCCAGUGUUGAAGGCAGUAAUGCGACACCGGGUGAGAGUGGUAUGGAAGAAGAAUAGGACGGUUGAGCAGGUCCUCACUAAUCGUCGAGCGGUGGCUAGAGCACCCAGCAUGCCAUGCACGUGUCACCAGGAUGGGCUACCGAGGAACGAAGGGCAUGUGCUAGCCAGGAUAGCGCAGUGCAUGGAGGUCAACCCCUUUCUUCACAAUGGUAAGAACAUCCCGCAGAGCAUCUAUGACCCGGAACUCCCAGAGGUCCAGCAAACCGUCGAGCAGUAUCUUAAGGCUGUGAUGAAAGAGGACCUUAUCUCUACAGGUGAAAGGAGCUGGUUUGAAGAGUAUAUCUCUGAGGGGGGAAUGGCACGACCAGGGUGUACUGGCAUGCAGGCUUGUAGGCUGGCAGCGCAGCUCCGCCACUUGGUGGUGGUCCUGGUAGACCGCAUUCUCCACACGGAAUUCAGUCUUGCUGCGAUCAGUGCUGUUGCUGUUACUAUCGUGGUGGGUGUGAUUGUGGCUGAUCUUGCUCUUUUCGCAGAUGUGGUUGAGGUUGGGCCUAUUGCGACGUGGUUCAUGGUUGUGGUUAUCGGUGUGGUUGAUGCUGUUGUUGCUCUUACUGUUCUGGUUGCUGUUGCUCUUGUUGCAGCCGUGGUUGUGGUUGUGGUUGUUGUGAUUGCUGUCUGUGGGAUGGUUGACGUUGGGGCUGUUGCGACGCGGUCCACGGUUGUGGUUAUGGGUGUGGUUGAUGCUGUUACUGCUGUCACUCCUGCUGCUGUUGCCUUUGUUCUUAUUUUCACUUCUGUUGUUUCUGCUGUCUUGGGUGCUGUUGUUGCUGUUGUUCUAGCCGAUAACCGUUCCUUGAAGAACCAAAAUGAAAUGGAUGCGAUCGUCUCUGUCAGAAGAGAGGUGGCUCUCUUCUUCAUCAGAUUAGAAUUGAUGCAUGUUCUCAUGUCAUGGGGCACUGUGUUUGUGAUUGCUGUGGCAGGGCAAGUGAGUGGGUUGUCCGUCAUGCCAUCCAUAGAUAUGGAAAUAGAUGGUGCUGGUCAGCAGCAUGUGCGCAAGACUGCGAGGUACGAACCCAGAGAUGAGAGGUUCAUCGUAAGGGAGCGACAGUUUCGGCAGCAGUACAGUAAUGUCUACUAUAUGCGAUUACAACUCCUCCGGCCUGUGCUGAAGGAGAGGGUCCAAUCAACUUGGCCUGGCAUGCGAAUCUCCAACGUCCUCAACUUGGAAGAGGGUGUGGAGUGUGCAGUCAUUGGGACCAUCUACAAGCACAUGCAACUGAAGCCGUCGAUCCUUGAUGAAUACGCGAAAGAGCGAUCGAAUGUGCCGCUUGUCACUGCAUCGAAAUUUGUUAGGGAUGAUGACCACCUGAUUCUUGAAGAUGAGAGUGGGAGAGUGAAGCUUGUUGGCGAUGGUGUUGAUGUUGGAGGAUACGUCACUGGUGUGGUUGUGGGGGUACUUGGCCGGGAGACUGGGAGCGGGGAGUUCCACGUGUCGGCGUUGGUCGAAGCAGGACUUGCUCCUCAGCAGCCCUUGAACAGGACUCCUGCAGAAGAGGGAGGCGGACCGGUUUCGCCAAAGUACGUCGCGCUUGUCUCGGGACUAAAUGCAGGCAGCGAUGGAGGCAAUCCAUUGCUCAUUCAGCUGCUCGUCGACCACUUGUCAGGCUAUCUUGGUGGUGACGAGGACCAAGGCCAGAGUGCUGAGGUUGUCCGGUUGGUUAUCGCGGGCGAUUCCGUGCGGUUGCCGACCGAGUUGCUGGGUGGGAAGCCGGUCGUUGGUCGCGACCAAUCGAGGUUAACUUCUCCGAUAAAGGAGCUAGAUCUGGCACUAACAGAGCUGGCGGCAUCCAUGCCUGUUGACAUCAUGCCGGGGGCUAAGGACCCCGCCAACUUCUCACUGCCGCAACAACCACUUCACUCCUGUCUGUUCCCUGGUGCUCGGCAGUACUCCACAUUUUUCAGUUCGCCAAAUCCGCAUCAUUUUGAGGUCGACGGAGUCGUCUUUCUUGGGACGUCAGGACAAAAUGUGCAGGACCUGUACAAGUUUUCAGUGGCAGAGGACCGACUCGCGCUUGCGGAGAAAACCCUGAGAUGGCGACACUUGGCCCCCACGUGCCCCGAUACCUUGGGUUGUUACCCGUUCACGACAUCCGAACCAUUUGUGAUUGACAGCUGUCCACAUGUGUAUUUCAUUGGGAAUCAACCAGCAUUUAGCUCGCGGCUUAUCAAGGAGCCGGAGGGGCAGCAAAAAGACAAGAUACCCGCCUUUGGAUUCCACCAGGCAAAAGCGGAGCUAGUGGAAGUGCUCAGGGCAAACAUCCUGAAAGCCAGUCGUAAAUUGACUGAGGAUAUGGCCAGCAUGCCUGACAGGGAGCGCUGUAUGAAUGAUUUGUUUAGGCCAUGGUUAGACAGAUUUGUCGUAGUUUAUCUAGAUGACAUUCUUGUGUUUAGUAGGACCCUCGAAGAGCACCAGGGUUAUCUCAGGCAGGUCUUGGAGAAGCUGAGGGAAGCUAACUUCAAGAUCAAUGCAAAGAAGUGCGAUUGGGCGAAGACCCAAGUUUUGUAUUUAGGCCACGUCUUAGACGGAGAUGGCGUUAAGCCAGAGGAUAGCAAGAUCGCAACGAUUAGAGAUUGGCCCACGCCACGUACGCUGACAGAGUUGCACUCGUUCCUGGGCUUAGCUAAUUACUACAGGAAGUUCGUGAGGAACUUCUCCACCAUCGCUGCGCCCCUUCGCAGAUUGUUGAGGAAGGAGACCAUCUGGAAGUGGGAUAAGGACUGCACGUCUGCCAUGAAGAAGUUAAAGCAGGCAUUAAUAAAGUAUCCAGUCCUUAAAGUCGCCGAUCCGUCCUUGCCUUUUGUCGUUACUACGGAUGCUAGCCAGUACGGCAUAGGCGCAGUGUUACAGCAAGACGAUGGCAAUGGCUAUAGACCCGUAGAGUUCAUGUCCACCAGGAUGCCUUCAGAGAAGGUCGCGACAUCUACCUACGAGAGGGAACUCUACGCUUUCAGUCAAGCGUUAGACCACUGGAAGCACUACUUGCUUGGGAGGCACUUCAAAGUCUAUUCUGACCAUGAAACAUUACGAUGGUUAAAGACGCAGGCCAAGAUGACACCUAAGCUUACUAGGUGGGCCGCRGAGAUAGAUCAGUACGACUUUGAGCUCAAGCCUUUGGUGGUCCCGAGGGAAUCCUGGUGGAAGCUCAACCAGGAUAAGCUGGACAAGGUAUAUGAGUUCAUGGCUUCCGAGCUGGAAGCUAGACAGGAGGCGAUUCGCGAGAAGGAAAGACAGCUAAAAAAGGAAGAAGAAAAACGGAAGGCCAAAGAAGCUGAGGAAAAAGCACUUCGGAAGCUCAAGGAGAGACAGGACUUUGAGGAAAGGAUUGGAUCCAUUGUGGGAACGAAGAUUAAUGACGCUUGCGAGCUCUUUCUGGGGAAAUCUGAUGCUAUGAGAGCCAGUAAUGUUCCUGAAGUUCUCCGAACGCAUGACGACAUCGAUCGCGAGCGACUGGAAAGGCAGAUAGAGAUCCUGAGGCGGGAGUAUGAGGCAGUAAAGAAGAAUAUGGAGGAGCUCACCAGAUCGAUAAGACUCUCCGGCAAUGCAAUGAAGAGAACAGGUGUGGGAGUCUGCGUUACCAGUCCCCCGGAGGCACCUGCUAGGGGAAGAGCCAAGAUUAUCGGCGUCGACACUCCCACAUCUGACGAUUUCCAAAAGCUCAUCAAAGCGUACAAUUCCGUGAAGGAGGGCAAGCGCCUUGCAGAUAUGGAAGUACAAGCCUUAAAGGAUAAAUUUGAACGUGUUGUUUCCAGGUUGGUGAGGCAAGGUCGGACUCCCCGCUCUAAUCUCGCUAAGAGGAUGAACGAGGCAACUGAUGAUGAAGAACUCGACGUACAUGGGCAUCAGGAAGAAGGGCUUGAUGAUCUCUCUCUGCGACCUUCACCUCCAAGGCGAACCUCUGGUCGUCUUGCUUCCAAGGCUGCUGCCACCGAAAAAGCAGAUUUCAUCAAGGAGACUAAGAAGUACCUUAAACGAUUGAAGAAACAAGGGUUGCAGACUCUAUGCAGCAAGGAGGGCGUCACUUUCGUCACAUGCGAACAGGCUGUAAAUGAGCUUGCCGAACUGCGUACCUCCCUCGCGUUUGAUCUUCGGCCCCAGCAGAAGACGGACCAGCGUGCUCCAGACUCUGAAGUCGAAGAAGCCAAGGAAGAUGAUCAUGAAGCGGUUGAUGUUCAAGCUACGCAGCGUGUUGACAUCGAAGACGAUGAACCUAUCGGACACGAAUAGGGCCUUUGCCCGAGUGGUAGUACGUUGUGGAAUCUCCUUAACUCUUGCUUUCUCCUCCGUAGUUCUAAGUCUGGCCUUCUCGAUUCUCAGCUCAACUACCUGGUUCGGCUCAUAGCCAUCGCUCUUAUCCUCUUUAAGCAAAUCCCUUGGUGUCUCAAAUUCUCGGAUCAUCUGGUGCAUCUCCUAGAUACGAACUAUGAUUUUCUCACUGCACCUGGUCCUUCUGUUUACAGUCUAGUCUCUCCCUACGUGAAACAUUCCUAUGUUGGUAGCACCACUAGGUCGCUUGAUCUCAGAUGGGCUGAGCACGUCCACCGAUCUAGGUCUAUGGAUCUAUCACCCGUUGUUACAAGGAAUCAUAGACUCUAUAGGUGGUUGCGGAGGGUUGGGGUGCAUAACUAUGUUGCCAUCCCUCUUGCUGUCCUUCGACCUGAGGACCUGUUAACUGCUGAAGCCAGAAUCAUUCGUUGGGCCUCCCCCUACCUCAACAGCAGAUUGGUAUCACCCAGUAGAAAAAAAACUAAGCGUCGUAGACCAGGUAAAAGGGAGAGAAUGAAAGCUGCUAUGAAGC
Messenger RNA from Chara braunii, 5245 nucleotides. NCBI's taxonomy places the organism in Eukaryota, Viridiplantae, Streptophyta, Charophyceae, Charales, Characeae. The record is from the annotation of a GenBank genome assembly.